AUGUCGAACGAAGCCGUGGCCCCGGAACCCAAGCCCAGCCAGACAUACCCGGCAUCCUGUCACUGUGGCUAUAUCAAAUUCAACGUCACGCUCUCGCCCCCGCUGCCCGAGUACAAGCCGCUCGAGUGCAACUGCUCCGCGUGCCGCAGGUUUGGCUACCUGCUCGUGUACCCCAGCCGCGACAACGUCAAGUUCCACGGCGAUGGCGAGUCGCAGGUGAUGAGGUACCGGUUCAACACCAAGGAGAAGGACCAGAUGUUCUGCGGGAAGUGUGGCGCCAGCCUGGGCAUCGACUUCCGGGACUUCUACAUGCCCAAGUGGACCGGGUAUGGGAUCAGUGUCCGCACGUUCAACGGAAUUGAACUCGACAAGCUCGAGUUCAAGAAGGGAAAUGGGCUGCAGGAUGUUCUCCCAGCGGGAGACUUGUCUGGCAUGUGGCACGACGAGGGCGCGGAGACAGUCACCAAGACCGCUUGA
This is a messenger RNA of Diaporthe citri, 477 nucleotides long. RefSeq lists its product as uncharacterized. NCBI's taxonomy places the organism in Eukaryota, Fungi, Ascomycota, Sordariomycetes, Diaporthales, Diaporthaceae. Gene Ontology annotation, molecular function: carbon-sulfur lyase activity. Bases 1 to 477 code for a protein of 158 amino acids. The record is from RefSeq and is a predicted model, not a curated record. The transcript is spliced from 3 exons.